UUAAUUGCAGGCCCUUCUUUUUCCAACUCCGCCACCUCGGAGGAGAGGAGACGAGGGGAGGAGAGGGGGAAAAAAAAUAAAAAAUAAAAAAUAAUCCCCCUUUCUCUUCUCCUCUCCUACGAUCCAAAUUCCCCAGCAAACCCUAAUCGAUCUCAUCACUACUUCCUAAUUGAGAGCGAUAGGAUAAGCUUUGGUCCCUUUCUUUUUUUAUUUUUUAUUUUUUCCGAGUCGAUUCGCAUAUUGUAUCGGUUGAUAGUCUUAAACGGUACGAAAAGGAAAUAUUUUUGGGAAAAGUAGAAGGAGAACCAUCAAUUUCCCUUCUUUAAUUCUUUGUGUUAGGUUCUGUGGCCAAUCUCUGUCAAAAGAUUGUUUUUUUGGCCCUCAAUUUGUGAUUCGUUCGCGUAACGUAGAAAUUUUUCCUUUUGAGUUUUGGUAGGUGCGUUUGUUCAAAGGGAUCUAUUAAAUUGCUUUUUGGUUCAUUAUGAUUUCAAUUUCCAGUUUUCUUUAGGGUUUCUAAGGUAUACUAUCUUUAGAUUUGGGUUUAGGUCAUUGAUGAGCUAUUAAGCUGAAAAAAAAUCUGAUAUUGGUUCCCUUCCAUUUUUUCAUUUCUAGUUUAUUUUUAUUUUUUAUUCUUUUCUGGUUUCCUGAUUUUGUUGGUCUAGAGAAUCAGAGUCAUUGUAAGAUCUUGUUUAAUUGAAAAGUUUCAGCAAGAUUCUCUUUUUCUUUCCCCCUUCAAAACUGUUUUAAUUGGAGUAUAUAAACAUGACUACUGGGAGCUUUAAUCCGGUGGAGAAGAGGGGAAAUCGAAAGAACAAACCAGUUCUAGAUGAUAAUUCUCCAUUGCUACCUACUAAACAGGAUAAAGACGAGGAAGUUAACGAGUUUAACGGAGCUUCGAUUGCUGGGGCCGUAUUCAACCUCUCGACCACCAUUGUCGGAGCUGGGAUUAUGGCACUACCGGCCACCAUGAAGGUUUUAGGGAUAAUUCCGGGGCUUCUUAUGAUUAUAUUUGGUGCUUUCCUCACGCAGGCUUCAAUCGAGAUGCUAAUUAGAUCCAGCCGGGUCGGGAAAGCAACUUCAUAUGGCGAAGUAAUGUGUGAUGCAUUUGGAAAGAUCGGGCAGACAUUGCUUCAAGUUUGCGUGAUCGUCAAUAACGUUGGUGUGAUGACUGUUUAUAUGAUUAUCAUUGGCGAUGUACUCUCUGGAACGUCUACUGGUGGUGUUCACCAUUUUGGCGUCCUAGAAGGAUGGUUUGGAGAGCGGUUGUGGAAUCAUCGCUCUUUUGUUCUUCUACUCACUACUGUUAUAGUAUUCACUCCCUUGUCAUGCUUCAAGCAUGUAGAUUCAUUGAAAUACACAUCUGCCGUCUCGGUUGCGCUUGCUGUGGUUUUUGUUGCAAUUACAGCAGGAGUUGCAAUUGUGAAGUUGCUUAGUGGAAGCAUUUCUAUGCCUAGAUUGUUUCCUGACCUACCUGAUUUGGCCUCCGUGUGGAAGCUUUUCACAGCAGUUCCUAUUCUCGUUACUGCAUAUAUUUGCCAUUAUAAUGUUCACACUAUAGAUAAUGAGCUCGAAGACUCCUCGCAGAUAAGACCCGUUGUGCGCACAUCUCUACUUCUCUGUUCAACCGUGUACAUAACCACAAGCUUCUUCGGCUUCCUCCUUUUCGGCGAAUCCACCCUUGACGACGUCCUCGCCAACUUUGAUUCCAAUCUCGGCAUCCCAUACAGCUCUCUUUUCGACGAUAUCGUCAGAGUGAGCUAUGCCAUCCACCUCAUGCUCGUCUUCCCUAUAAUCUUCCAUGCUCUAAGGCUUAACUUGGACGGCCUCCUCUUUCCCUCGGCCCGGCCUUUAUAUAUCGACAAUCAGAGAUUCGCCGUUAUUACAGCCGCCCUCCUCUCAAUUAUUUUCUUGGCUGCUAAUUUCAUACCAAGCAUUUGGGAUGCCUUUCAGUUUACUGGUGCGACUGCCGCCGCUUGCAUCGCGUUUAUUUUCCCCGCGGCCAUUACACUCAGGGAUCGCCAUGGAAUUGCUACCAAGUGGGAUCGAGUUUUAUCUGUUGUCAUGAUUGUCCUUGCCGUGUUUUGUAAUGCAGUGGCUGUGUAUAGUGAUGCCUCUUCUCUCCUCCAAAGGAAGAGUGAUGCACCGUGAUCUUGAAUCGCAUUAUUCCUUUUUGACAGUGAUUUUGGUUUCCAAUGUGCAUACAGAGAGGUUGGUGAAAUUGAUUUGGAUACCCUGGUUUCAUUAACAUCUUUCUAUUGAAUUGACGACUUCGAAGACAUGGCGGAGUCGCCGCUGACGUGCUAUACCUUUUGUGACUUAAUUUUUGGCCGGUAUUCUUCUGGUAUACUGGAGAGAUUUUUUUUUUUCUCUUUUUUGUCUGGGUUAAAAUUCUUAUGUAUAACAACAAUAUUUAUCCUCAGAAUUUCGCAAGUCUCUGAUCGACUAUUUUAGCAGUCCGUUCACCGGUCCAACCAGUUCCGGUUCAGGUCUCGUAAAUCGGAGUAUUUAUAGAGUGGGAAAAGAGACUGAUCUUGUUGGUAACACAUUGGGAGCUUCUUAAUCUUCUGAGGAGAAAGAAUACAUGUGAUCUGCGCAAAGAGCGUGACGAGCAAGAAAAUGUUUGGUGUGUGUUUUCUUUUGAUUCAUAUGCCAUCAUGUGAAGUUUAACCAUCCACUGCUCACUUACCAACUCAGGAUUAAGAGCGAAUGAACGUGCUAAUGUGGUGUUAUGAGUGUCCCAGUUGCGUCUUUUAGACAAUUUUUUAUAUCGCUUAUGUAACUUACUGCUGGGUCUCUGUUUC
Ananas comosus (pineapple) is the source of this 2801-nucleotide messenger RNA. Its product is annotated as sodium-coupled neutral amino acid transporter 2-like. Lineage: Eukaryota; Viridiplantae; Streptophyta; Magnoliopsida; Poales; Bromeliaceae. Gene Ontology annotation, biological process: amino acid transmembrane transport. The record is from RefSeq and is a predicted model, not a curated record. Gene Ontology annotation, molecular function: amino acid transmembrane transporter activity. The coding region runs from base 763 to 2148 and encodes 461 amino acids. The transcript is spliced from 6 exons.